AUGAUUCCUCCCAAGAACCCAGAGCCGCACAAAGGGGCUUUUCUAAGAGGAAAUCACCGCACAAAGCCAAAGACGAGCCAGGGAAGAAAGCUGCCUCACCGACAAGGGAGAACAAACCGGCGUGAAAUGGAAUGUAACAGGAAAAGCAACGACUCGGAAGGCAUCGAUCAAGGCAAGAACUGUAAAAUGUCUCCAGUGACUCUCAACGUUGGUGGCUAUCUGUAUGUCACACAAAAGCAAACACUCACCAAGUAUCCAGACUCUCUGCUGGAAAGAGUGGUCAGUGGGAAAAUCCUGUGCCCAUAUGAUGCAGAUGGCCAUUAUUUCAUAGACAGGGAUGGGCUGCUAUUCAGGCAUGUUCUGAACUUCCUCCGGAACGGAGAACUGCUCCUGCCAGAGGGAUUUCAAGAAAACCAACUUCUGGCACAGGAGGCAGAAUUCUUUCAGCUUAAAACAUUAGCUGAUGCAGUCAAGUCCCGGUGGGAGAAGGCGCAGCAGGCGUCCAGAGAGACCACCUUCCUGGAAAUCACAGACAGCCACGACCGUGCGCAGGGCCUUCGGAUUUUUUGCAACGCUCCCGAUUUCAUUACAAAAAUAAAAUCUCGCAUCGUUUUGGUGUCCAAAAGCAGGCUGGACGGCUUUCCAGAAGAGUUCUCAAUCUCUUCCAACAUUAUACAAUUUAAAUACUUUAUAAAGUCAGAAAAUGGAACACGGCUUGUUUUGAAGGAAGACAACACUUUCGUUUGCACCCUGGAAACGCUUAAGUUUGAAGCAAUCAUGAUGGCAUUGAAAUGUGGAUUCAGACUGCUGACCAGCCUGGAUUGUUCCAAGGGGUCAAUUGUUCACAGCGACGCUAUUCAUUUUGUCAAGUAA
Messenger RNA from Gekko japonicus, 873 nucleotides. It is a transcript of the gene KCTD4, whose product is annotated as potassium channel tetramerization domain containing 4. Lineage: Eukaryota; Metazoa; Chordata; Lepidosauria; Squamata; Gekkonidae. Gene Ontology annotation, biological process: protein homooligomerization. The coding region runs from base 1 to 873 and encodes 290 amino acids. The transcript has 2 exons. Gene Ontology annotation, molecular function: protein binding. The record is from RefSeq and is a predicted model, not a curated record.